Messenger RNA from Coregonus clupeaformis (lake whitefish), 2046 nucleotides. Its product is annotated as thread biopolymer filament subunit gamma-like. Gene Ontology annotation, cellular component: plasma membrane; axon; type III intermediate filament. NCBI's taxonomy places the organism in Eukaryota, Metazoa, Chordata, Actinopteri, Salmoniformes, Salmonidae. The coding region runs from base 233 to 1792 and encodes 519 amino acids. The record is from RefSeq and is a predicted model, not a curated record. The transcript has 8 exons.
AGAAAAUCACCAAUCAAAAGGGCAGGUGCUCCAACGACCCCUAGGGCUCUAUCUGUACCUGAUUUGGGGGUGUGGUCACAAGCCCCAUCCUGUUCCUCCACUCCCUCAACCCCCACUCCCUGGCUCCACAGUAUAUAAAUCCAGAUCUGCUUGCUUCGGAAUCUGCUCUCAUAGACAGCUCUCUCCCAUUCUCUACAUCUGCUGCCUAUGCUGUGAUCCUCAGCUGCACAUCAUGUCCAUGGCUUGGUCCUCCAGGAUGUCGGCCGGUGGUGGCCUGGGCCUUUCUGGGGGCGGUGGAGCCAGGUUGGGCUUUGGCUUUGGGGGAGUUGGAGGUGGUUUUGGGGGAGGUGGCGGAGGAGGCUUGGGCAUGGGGCUGGGCUUGGGAGGAGGACUGGGUAUGGGGUCUGGGCUGGGGUUGGGUGGGGGAGCAGGGGGUGGACUGGGUUUCGGUGGUGGCUUAGGUGGAGGUGGUGGUGGAGGUUAUGGUGGAGGUGGUUAUGGUGGUGGAGGUUAUGUUGGAGGUGGAGGUUAUGGUGGUGGUGGCGGCGGAGCCCUGAUGGCCAGUCCUGCCUUCGCUAUGGGACGCACCAUGGCAGCGGGGGGGGUCAGUGCUGGGUCGGCAAUGGCAUUGGGUACCUCUCUGGGCCCAGCAUUGGCUCCUAUGCGGUCCCGGCAGGCAGAGAAGAACAUGCUGUCCGGUCUCAACGAACGCUUCUCCUCGUACAUGGGCACAGUGAGAGCCCUCCAGCAGGAGAACGCCACCCUGGAGGCCAGACUGUCCCAGUUGACGGGGGGUGCGGACAUGGGGUCUCCCGAGUCCUCCGGGACCACCACCGCGGAGUACGAGGCUCAGCUCGGCGAGUACCGCGGUGUCCUGGAGACUCUCACCCUGGACACCAUCAAACUGGAGAUCGAGCUGGACAACGUCCGCGGCACCGCCCACGAACUCAAGGCCAAGUUUGACUUUGAGCAAGGAGUGAAGUUUCAGCUAGACUCUGACAUUUCAGCCAUGAAGAAGGACAUAGAUAUGGCAUCUGAAUUACGCAUUGAUUUGGAUGCCAAGUACUCCAGCUUGAAGAACGAACUGGACUUUGUCACCAAGAUGCAGGAGGAGGAAUUAUCCACUCUGCAGUCCAAACUGGGCACCACGGCUAUGGACACGUCUGUGUCCAUGAUCGAGGUUGACACGGGCAAGUCCUUCGACAUCUCCAACGCUCUCAACAAGAUCAGGGUGGAGUACGAGAAGUCGGUGCAGCAACACAGAGACGAGGCGGACGCUUACUACAAACUGAAGAUGGAAGAGAUACAGACAGCUACCGCCAAGAGUUCAGAGGCCGUCUCAGAGGCCAAGAUGGAAAUCUCAGGGGCCCGGAAGGAGCUGCAGGCUCUCAGUCUAGAGCUCCAAAGCCUGGUCACUGCGAACAUGUCCCUGGAGCAGAGCUUGGCGGAAGCCCAUUCCCAGUCUAGCAUGGGUGUGGCCGGGUACCAGGGUCAGAUCUCCAGCUUGACGUCUGCCAUCGAGGUGGCCAAAACGGACCUCCACAAGCAGAUCCUGGCCUACCAGGAGCUUCUGGACGUCAAACUGGCUCUAGACGGGGAGAUCUCCACCUACAGAACUCUGCUGGAAGGAGACCACCUCAAAUUACCUGAGACAUCCAGAUUUACAGCAUCUUCCUACAGUUUCUUAGGCUGGGACGCCCCUCGCUCCAGCACUCCUCAGGGCUCCCCUUUACCUCCUACCCAGGCUAGAUACAAAGGCAAGUUCACACACAUAGAGGGAGCCUCAGGGUAGGAGAAUGGUUGCCUCUCUGAUUUGGAAAACUGCCUGGCCCUUCUGGUCAUAUUAUUUUCAGAACUAUUUUCUCCGAUGACGUCUGUAACACAUUUAGCAAUGGGGAAGUUGCCCAACAGCUUUUUUUUGGGUCACAACAUCUCAUGAGGAAAGAGACGUGAAUAUGGCUAAACAACUGAUCUCCCUCGCUAUCUCUCCCUCGCUAUCUCUCCCUCGCUAUCUCUCCCUCGCUAUCUCUCCCUCGCUAUCUCUUC